CGGCGCAUGGCAGUGCCCGCCUAACCCUUCCCCUGCCCGGUCCGCUGCCGCUGCCCACGCCCGUCCUGACACACGGCCACGCCUCCCUCUCCGCCACCCACGCCUCCCUCCCUCCCCGCCUUGCGCCUGCACCGUCCUCGUCCCUUCACCUCGGGCGCCACACAGACCUGGCUGCCUCACCUGUGCUGCCAGCCGUGCCUCCCUCACGUGUGUGUCGCGCGCCUCUCUGUCUGGGAACACGUGCAAGCCUUAUCCCGCCCCUUGAAGCACCUCACGGCAGGCCUGUCCCUGGCGCCGGCGUGCCGCGCCUGAGCAUGGCGGUGAACGCUGCCUGGCGGGUCGCAGCGAGCCUCUCCCGGCGGAGUGUUGCACUGGGCCAAGUGUAAGCACACGGGAGGCGGGGCCCUGUGACCGCCGCCACUCAACCCCGCACCCUCCCUCCACCCUCCCUGCAGGCGUGGCGACAGUAGCACCUCUCAGGCAGCCAGGGCGCCGCCACAUCUGCCACUGCCUGAGCCUUCCCACACGUCCUUCCCUCAAGCAGCCUCGCUACCCACCGCCUCACCCACUGCUCAUAAACACGCCACACACUUCACCCACUUAGGACGCUGUGUUGACGACAGGAGGCAGGAAGGCACCGCCACCGACGCUUCCUUACCCAGCUCUGAGCACCUACCCGGUACCUGUCACCUGUCACCCAGCGCACCGCGUCCUGCUGCAGCUUGUCGCGGGCCUCAGCCAGUUUGCCUCGGGGUUGACGAGAUUGCAUUCUAAAAGCCUCAGUGUGCGUGAGUGUACCUCUAUCAACAGCAGGUGCCGUAGAGACCCAUCUUGCCGGGUGUCGUGCACCCCUUGAAGUCUGGACCUCAGGCCACUGACAAGUUUACUGUUGAACGAGACCAAGUACCCUAAAGUGAGGCCCGGAGCUCUCGUGUGACCGCCAAGAUGGCGGCGCGGCGGACCCCUGCCCCGCCCCGUCGGGGCAGGAUGUCCAAGUGUUGCCGCUGUCUGUGCUGCAAAGAGGAAAGUUCAGACGACUCAGACCUGGAGGAGGAGGUGCCCCUGCCCCCGGGCCUUCUGCCGGUGCAGAACGAGGCCAAGGCGCAGGAGACGGUGCCUGUCCACACCCCCACGGCCAGCAGGGAGUGCCUUCUGGAGCAACCUCUACGGGAGCGUCUACUGCGGCAGCCUCAGCUCAGCGUCAGGAAGCAGCUGUUCUCCAUGACCGGCUGGAACCUUGCUCUCUUCCCGGACAUGGCGGUCAGAGGCACCAGAGAGUUCUACAACAUUUACGCCAUCUUGGAAGUGCGGGCGGUGGGCAAGGGCGAGGUGCAGAUCAGGGGUGUGGACUCCAACCUGUUCCUGGCCAUGUCACACAAAGGGAAGCUGUAUGGAGAGCCUAACGAACUGAAGGAGAACACGGUGUGGGUGGAGACGCUGUCCGGCGCCUUCUACAAUUACCUAUCCAAGAAGUACGCGCACAUGGGCUGGUACCUUGGCGUCAAGAAGAGCGGGAAGCCCAAGCGAGGACACAAGACGGAGUACGGUCAGCGAGCGGUGCAAUUCCUGCCGCGCCACCCCUACCCGAUAGGAUAGGUCACGCCAGGUCAGGACAGGUCACCAUAAGCCCACUGAACCUGCCCUCCCGCCCACCUGACCUGCCUGUCCUGCAGUGACCUGGUGACUUGCUGAUGACCAGAUUCGCUCGCCUGGCUGACUAACUGCAAGGUGCCUGAAUGUGUCAUGAUGAUGGUGGUGUGGUAGUGGUGGUGGUGGUGGUGAUGGUGGUGGUGGUGGUGGAUUGGAGUUUGUAGUGGUGUAGCGGUGGUGAUGGUGGUGGUAGUUUGGAGGUUAUAUGUAGUGGUGGUUGUUGUUCUCUUUUCAUCCGUCUGUCAUCAGCGCCAGGAAUAAAUGUGUGUGUGUGUGUGUGUGUGUGUGUGUGUGUGUGUGUGUGUGUGUGUGUGUGUGUGUGUGUGUGUGUGUGUGUGUGUGUGUGUGUGUGCUGUUAUUUUAUAUUUGAUGUAAAUGGAUAAAUUAUUAUUAUUGUUGUCAUUGUUAUUAUUAUUAUUAUUAUUAUUAUUAUUAUUAUUAUUAUUAUUAUUAUUAUUAUUAUUAUUAUUAUUAUUAUUAUUAUUAUUAUUAUUAUUAUUAUUAUUUUAUUAUUGUUAUUAUUAUUAUUAUUAUGGAUACUGUAAUCAUAAUCAUCUCCAUGUUUAUGCUAUGGCCUCGUUUUGUGUGUGUGUGUGUGUGUGUGUGUGUAAGUGACGAUGUCUUGGUGGUGGUGGUGGUGGCGGGCGAGGUCAGGUCAGCAGGUCACGCCAGGCUGCUGAAGUGCCAAACUGCUGAGUGCCGCGUGCCGCGCCUCACGGCUGGCUCAUCCCAUCCUAGUACUGGUGCCGGAUACUUUCUUAUAACAUGAAUCUGGCUUGUGAAGGCGUGGAGUCGGUGAGCGGGAGGCGCCGGUGACCUGACCUUAACGCCACAGACAGUAUUUCCUAACCUUGGCCUGAGACGUGGCGGCACGCAGUGGCUGGCACCUGUCAAGGCGCCGCGGGUUGUCCCCUAGUUUGUGGUGGCCUCCCCGGACUGAGGGCGGCGAGGACCAGCGCGGGUAUUCUCAGCACGUCUGUUGCGUUACCCGAUGGGGGACUUUACCAGAAAGUACAGGAUCUGCAUUUAUUUAGUGGGUGUCGCGGAGCUGCGGCGGUGCUGCACGCGACGCCCUGGUACUGUACCUUGAGCAGUCUGCCUUACUGCACCGUCGCACCAUCACACAGGUGUGGUGCACGUAGCCUUUACGGUUUCAGAUAAGUAGAUAGAGUAGAUAGUGUGGACGUCCAGAUGUAACACUGAAUGCUUUUUGGCGCAUCAUGAGGAGGCGUUGGCUGUGGCGCAGCAGCUUUCCGGCGCCUGCCCUUCGCUUCUGUACGCUGGGCACUACUGCCGUGCAGCGGCGUCGACUCGAGGCGACCAGUGGCCGGUGCUGUGUGGCUGAGGUGCAACACGCUUUGUCUUGCAGUAAGAGUGCGGCGUCGCGCUGAAGACAACGGUAAUUACAGCACGUGAAGGCUGUCUGUCUGUACGUGACUACAGCACAGCUUAAUAGUAAUACUGCAGCGCAGGCUACACCUCGGGAAUGUGUGGGGACAAUCUUGUGGAUGGGGUGGACAGCAGCGGGAUGUGGAGGGCGUGGGCGCCAGGCAGCCGCUCCCCACACAGCAGGACGAGUUUUAUACUUUUUGUAACGAUCCUCUUCUUGACCAGAGUACAAUAAAGUGAGCACCAGCA
Molecule: messenger RNA, 3288 nt
Organism: Portunus trituberculatus (swimming crab)
Lineage: Eukaryota; Metazoa; Arthropoda; Malacostraca; Decapoda; Portunidae
Product: fibroblast growth factor 1-like
Exons: 5
Coding region: 946-1596 (216 amino acids)
Biological process (GO): cell differentiation; animal organ morphogenesis; positive regulation of protein phosphorylation
Cellular component (GO): cytoplasm
Molecular function (GO): growth factor activity; fibroblast growth factor receptor binding
Source: RefSeq, a predicted model, not a curated record